AUGAGUCAACCAAAUAAAAAAAUCACCAAAGCCAGAAUAGAAGGCGUAAAGAGCGCUGACCUGGAGAUAUUCAAGAGUUCCUUGAUUCCUUUUAACGCUACAGUGGAGAAGUACAGGGAUAAAGAAGAAAUAGCCAUAGUGACAUUCAAGGUGGGCAUAGAAAAGAAACACCUGGACGGAAUCGGAAAUUAUAUCGUUAAGCCAAUGGAAUUCGAAGAUGAGCCCGGCGAACAAACUUUGAGAAAGCGAAACACGAAUUUAAUUUGUGAUCGGAUAGUGGUAGAUGAGCAUGACAUUAUCAAGUUUUUCCUCAACUCCACGGUAAUCGCCCCCAUUGUAUUUGUCCUACUAAGUCUCCUGAUAUUCUUUUCAAUUUUCUAA
Molecule: messenger RNA, 381 nt
Organism: Plasmodium fragile
Lineage: Eukaryota; Apicomplexa; Aconoidasida; Haemosporida; Plasmodiidae
Exons: 5
Coding region: 1-381 (126 amino acids)
Source: RefSeq, a predicted model, not a curated record